CGCCGUUGCAGAGCAAGGUACAAGGUAGGUGCGGGUCGACGGCCAUCCUGGGCGUGCCAAUCCCCCACACCCACCCAGACCCAGGCUUGCCAGGCCCGACUGACUGAUGAACGGAUUGUAACUCUGGUCCCCUUCAGAGCCCACACGCAUCACCCCUUCUCGACUCUUUUCUUCCAAUCAGUCGACCAGCCGACAAUCCUUGGAUACCCACACUCUCUCUUUUGGUCUGCCCCCUCCGUGUCGCCGAGACCACCAAACACUCGCUCACUCGCUCCUCAUCACUCACAUACCCGUCCUUUUCCGCCCCUGCGCUACCUACCACAUGCGGGCACACAAUUUGUCACCACCAAACGGCAUCGCCUGCGCCUGGAGUUCAUGCUGACGACACCAUCUGGUCUUUUCAAAUACAGCCAGCCUCUCGUCCCCGAUUCCUUCGAGAAUUGUUGAUCAUACAAAUCAGGUCAACAACGCCAAAAAAAAAGGCCAAUUCACUGAUCAGGACUACGCAAGGCGGCGGCAUUCUUCUCUUUCUUUCUAGACUUUUACUCAAGUAGGCCACCACCUUGUGUAUCUCGUGAACAAUCGAGACGCAGCUGCCAGGAGACUCCUCAUUUCGCUCUGGUUUAGCCCACGCGGCCGCGAGGACCAACCGACUUGCUGUCCUGUUCUUGACGUCAACGGCCGACAAGAUGGCCACCAACGGAAACAACGUCAACCUGUCCGACAAUGACACGGAGAAGGCCACAGCAGUGCAGCAGAACUAUGUCGGCACUCUGCGGGAUCUGCCCCCGGACCCCGACGCUCACCUGUCCGAGGCGGAGCGGGCCAGCAUCGACAGGAAGCUGGUCUGGAAGCUGGACCUGGUCAUGAUCCCGUGGCUGAGUCUGCUGUACCUGCUGGCGUUCCUGGACCGCACAAACAUUGGAAACGCCAAGAUCGCCGGCCUGGGCGAGGACCUGAAGAUGAACACCCAGCAGUACAACGAUACCCUGACCAUCUUCUUCAUCUCCUACGCGUUGUUCGAGCCUCUCACCAACAUUCUCCUGAAGCGCCUGCGCCCGUCCAUAUUUAUCCCCAUCAUCAUGGUUCUGUGGGGUGCUUGCAUGGUUGGCAUGGGAUUUGUCAAAAACUGGUCUGGGCUCAUGGCUGCCCGGUGGUUUCUGGGUCUCACCGAGGCCGGUCUGUUUCCCGGAAUCAACUACUACUUGUCCUGCUGGUACAAGAGAUCUGAGUUCGGCGUGCGAGCGGCUAUCUUCUUCUCGGCUGCUGCUCUUUCAGGAUCCUUUGGUGGCCUCCUCGCUGCCGCCAUUGAACAGAUGGGAGGUGUGGGAGGCAGGCCCGGUUGGGCAUGGAUCUUUAUCCUCGAAGGCCUGGCAACGGUCAUCAUCGGCGCCAUCUCCUUCUGGCUGGUCCACGACUUCCCCGACGAGGCCAAGUUCCUCUCUGACGUCGACAGGGUCCGGGUCAUCCGCCGCCUGAAGCUCGACCAGCAAUCCUCAGCGGAGCACGAGGACUUCUCCAUGACGUACUUCUGGCAAGCGUUGAAGGAUUGGAAGAUGUGGCUCGGAAUGGCGAUAUACAUGGGCUGCGACAUGCCCCUCUACGGAUUCAGCCUGUUCUUGCCCACCAUUAUCAAGAAUGCAGGCGUGGCUGCUCCAACCGACGUCGUCCGGCAACAGUUGUACAGCGUUGCGCCCUACGCCUCCGCCGCCGUCCUGACCGUCGUCGUCGGAUUUGUAGCCGACCGCACACAAGCCCGUGGGCUCUGCAACAUCUGCGUGUCGUCCGUGGGCAUCGUCGGGUUCGCCAUGCUCAUCGCGACCAACGACCCGUGGGUCCAGUACGCGGGCACCUUCCUCGGCGCGGCGGGCAUCUACCCCUGCAUCGCCAACACCAUCACGUGGAUGGCCAACAACACCGAGGGCGUCUACAAGCGCGGCGUGGUGCUCGGCUUCGUCAUAGGCUGGGGCAACCUCAACGGCGUGGUGUCGUCCAACAUCUACUUCCGCGGCCCCCGGUUCUUGGAGGGCCACGGCGUCGUCCUCGCGUACAUGAUCCUCUUCUUGCUCGGGGGCUCUGUCCUCAUGACGCUAGGCCUGCGGGCGGAGAACAAGAAGCGCCGCAGCGGGGGCCGCGACGACUGGGCUGCUGGCAAGACGGAGGUUGAGAUCGAGAAGAUGGGCGAUCGCCGGCCUGACUUUUUUUACACGACUUAGUGGUCCUUCGUGCACCGCCUCGCCGCUCCACAUACAGAUGUGACGGCGCACGGGGAGGGGAAUGGUCGGUCGAGCAGGAGAUUUUGGAUUGGGUUGUGACUUUUUGCGAUGCGUGGGUUGUGCUGGGAAAUGACUUCUUUCCGCCAUAGUCGAGCGGACGCUGCCGCUGUAGAUGCUCCUUGCUCCGGAGCGGUGCAGGGGGGCGUCCAUCCCGACGACUAGGUGUUGGUGGCGUCCUCUGAUUCGAGGGGGGCUCAAGGUCUCCUUUACUGCGAUGUGCUUUACAGACCGUUGCGUGUCACCACCAACCAUCCUACCACAUGGGAGCGGAGCUAUCACCCACCGAUGGAAAGUGGCUAGGGGCUCGACCUUUUUGCUUUGCAGGCAUAUGAUUCCCCAACCUCGUGCAAGUGCGAGUGCGAUUUGGAUUGGACUUUCCAGGGUUUUCUUUUUUUUUGCUAGGGGGUGUAUCUUGGGAGGCGCCCACGGGCGGGAUUGUACAUAGGUGCUGCUGCAGUGUGUCCAUCUCCACCAAUUGAAGAUAUGUGAA
Diaporthe batatas is the source of this 2766-nucleotide messenger RNA. RefSeq lists its product as uncharacterized. The record is from RefSeq and is a predicted model, not a curated record. Gene Ontology annotation, biological process: transmembrane transport. Gene Ontology annotation, cellular component: membrane. Gene Ontology annotation, molecular function: transmembrane transporter activity. NCBI's taxonomy places the organism in Eukaryota, Fungi, Ascomycota, Sordariomycetes, Diaporthales, Diaporthaceae. The coding region runs from base 690 to 2216 and encodes 508 amino acids. The transcript has 5 exons.